AUGCCCAACUCCUCAAACAUGCCCAUCCUCUUCUUCCUUCUACCCACUGCCACGCUCCUCUUUGUGGCCUAUGCCUUUCACAGGCGAAAGCCCAAGCAAACCAACCUCGUCCUCUACGUCCACGACUACUUCAGCGGCGACGACGCCUCCGCCGUCACGGUCGCAGGCAAACUCGGUGCAGCCUCUAACAUCCUGCAGUUCGGCACCGUUGCGGUGGUCGACGAUGUGGUCACCGAGAGGCCUGAAGUGGACUCCAAGGUAAUAGGCCGAGCUCAGGGCUUGUAUAUAAACUCGGCUUUGGAUGGGAUGGCAUUGUACAUGGUCUUCUCGGUGACGUUAACCGAGGGGCAGUUCAAGGGAAGCACGCUGGAGAUCCAAGGAGCCGAUCCGUUUAAGCUCAAGGAGCGCGAGUUUGGAGUUGUAUCUGGGACUGGGUUCUUUCGGUUUGCCAAGGGAUAUGGUAUCAUGGAGACGCAGCACUUGGACGUGGCUACCUUGAGAGCAAUAAUCAAACUCAACUUGACCAUCAGGCAUGAAUAG
Molecule: messenger RNA, 540 nt
Organism: Phoenix dactylifera (date palm)
Lineage: Eukaryota; Viridiplantae; Streptophyta; Magnoliopsida; Arecales; Arecaceae
Source: RefSeq, a predicted model, not a curated record